AUGGGUAUUGCAUGUUGCCGUACAACAUACCUCUUCAUACAGCUGGUGGAGACUGAGCAGAGGAAAGGAUGCAGGUUUUCUCAUGAUUUCUACUCAAGCCACAAUUUCAGCGUUUUACAACCAUAUGGACUUGAGAGUUUUAACAGUGAUGAACUUCGCCAGCUUCUGCUUCAAAAUGACACUUCCCUCUUACCAGAGGUCUGCUUGUAUUAUAACAAAGGUGAUGGACAUUAUGGAUCUUGUACCUAUAAAAAGAUCUGCACCAAACUGCAUAUUUGCCAGUACUUUUUGCAGGGACAGUGCAGAUUUGGCAGCAGCUGCAAGCGGUCCCAUGACUUAUUAAACUCAGAAUGUUAUGAGAAACUGGAGAAACAGGGAAUGAGCUCAGACAUUAUUGGGAAACUGCCAUCCAUUUAUAGGAAUAUGUAUGACAUAAAAAAUGGCAACGGAAACAUGGAUGACAUAGAAAAUGCCAACAAGUCUUCACCAUGCAAAGAGAGAAAACACAGCUCUAACCAAGAGUCCUCAACUACAAAUGGUGAUGAAUUGGAACAGAUCUGUUUAUAUCAUCUGUACAGAAGUUGUGGUUUUAAAGACAAGUGUAUCAGAAGUCAUUUUCACUUGCCAUAUAGAUGGCAGAUCUUGGAGGGUGAUACCUGGAAGGACUUGAAGAAUAUGGAAGAAAUAGAAAAAGCAUAUUGUGAUCCAAAUAACACCAGAUUUAGUAACGGUGUUACAGAAAGUGGCUCUGUCUUGCCACAUAUCUGUUUUAAGAGAAUGUUGUGUGGAUUUGCAAAGGUGAGACGUCUUUCUACAGCCUCCUCUGUGACCAAGCCCCCUCAUUUCAUUCUUACAACAGAAUGGAUCUGGUACUGGAAAGAUGAAUGUGACCUGUGGCAGGAGUAUGGAAAACAAGAUGAUUAUCAUGCAGCUGCCACUGUCUCCAGCAAUGACCUGGAGAAAGCUUAUACAGCCAAAGCUUCUUCAAAGCUGAACUUCAAAGCUGGAAGACAUGAAUAUGAACUCAGUUUUGAAGACAUGUUUCAGAAGAACCUUCGCUACAGAACAGAGAGACCGAUUUGCAGGAGACCUAAAUUUGUCUCUAAGGCGGAGGUAGAAAAGUCAAGAGCAAGGGGCUUUAAAUACACAGAAGAGUUGAAGGGCAUUCCAGCUCAUUGGGACAAAUCUGCCCUGCCUGAUGUGGGAUACAAGCUGGUUGAGCUCGAUGGUUCUUCUGAAGAAUACAAGAAAGUUAAGGUGGACUUCCAACGCACAAUGCCCAAAACUGUUAUUAAAAGGAUUUGUAGAGUUCAGAACCCAUCUCUUUGGGAACUGUAUCAAUGGCAGAAGGAACAAAUGCAGAAGAGCAACGGUGGGAAGGCUGUGGAUGAGCGAUCUUUAUUUCAUGGGACCCGCAGAAAAUACAUUGAUGCCAUCUGUCAGCAAAACUUUGACUGGAGGAUCUGUGGUGUCCAUGGGACGGUCUAUGGCAGAGGAAGCUACUUUGCAAGGGAUGCCUCUUACUCUCACAACUACUGCAAGGACGACUUCAGCACCAAGACCAUGUUUCUGGCACGGGUGCUAGUGGGGGAUUUCACUCUCGGUAAAUCUUCUUAUUUUCGGCCCCCCUUGAAGGAUCAGCACGACUUCUAUGACAGUUGUGUGGAUAGCUCCUCUAACCCUUCUAUCUUUGUCAUCUUUGAGAAGCAGCAGGUUUAUCCAGAGUAUCUCAUAGACUACAGUGACUAG
Molecule: messenger RNA, 1749 nt
Organism: Chaetura pelagica (chimney swift)
Lineage: Eukaryota; Metazoa; Chordata; Aves; Apodiformes; Apodidae
Product: poly [ADP-ribose] polymerase 12-like
Exons: 12
Coding region: 1-1749 (582 amino acids)
Molecular function (GO): metal ion binding; NAD+ poly-ADP-ribosyltransferase activity
Source: RefSeq, a predicted model, not a curated record